GGCCCGUGACAACCCGCCGGCGCCAUGCGCGCCCUCCUCGGCCCCCAGGGACCUCGCGCGCCCCGUUUCCUGCUGCUGCUCCUCCUCUUGGGCCUCCUGGGCGCCGCGCGCCUCGUCGUGUCGGACGGCGACCCCCAAGCUUCAACUUUUACAAGUCUUCAAAUCCGAGAUGAAAUGAUGGCAAAAUAUUCCAACUUUUCCUUGGAGAGUCAUAACAUAUCCCUGACUGAAAAUUCAAAUGUGCCAAUAGAAAAAAAUAUCACUUUAGAAAGACCGUCUAAUGUAGAACUUACAUGCCAAUUUACAACAUCUGGUAAUCUGAAAUCAGUAAAUGUGACUUGGAAAAAAGGUGAUGAAAUACUUAAGAACAAUAUCAUCAAUGUGACAGAAAGCACCUUGUACACCCAAUACAUGUUCACCAUCUUUAAUAGUAAACAAAUGGGAAGCUAUUCUUGUUUCUUUGAAGAGAAAAAGGAGCAGAAAGGCACAUUUAACUUCAAAGUCCCUCAACUUCAUAGGAAAACAAAACCAUUGAUCACUUAUGUGGGAGACUCAACUGUUUUGAAAUGUGUAUGUCAAGAUUGUUUUCCUUUAAAUUGGACCUGGUACAGUAGCAAUGGAAGUAUUCAGGUUCCUAUUGAUAUUGGAAUGAAUGAAAAGUAUAUGAUUAAUACAACAUAUGCAAAUGAAACAAAGCUCAAGAUCAUGCAACUUUCAGAGGAAGAUCAGCGAUCUUACUGGUGUCACGCAGUAUUCCAGUUAGGCGAGAGUGAAGAGCAAAUUGAACUUGUAGUGCUGAGCUAUUUGGUGCCCCUCAAACCAUUUCUUGCAAUAGCUGCCGAAGUGGUUGUUUUAGUGACUGUUAUUCUGCUUUGUGAAGUGUACACACAAAAGAAAAGGAAUCAUCCAGAUGAUGGGAAAGAAUUUGAACAAAUUGAACAGCUGAAGUCAGAUGAUAGCAAUGGUAUUGAAAAUAAUACCCCCAGGCAUAGAAAAAAUGAGUCUACAGACUAAUGAAAGAGAAACAUCAUGUCAAGAAUCACAGGAAGAAGUACAAAGAGUUUGUAUUUUAGCUUUGCUUAUGCUUCCUGUUAAAAGCAUCUGAUAUUUUUUUAAAGGACAAGAACUUGAUAAAAUAUACUGUGUAGUUGCAUUUAAAUAAAUGUGCUCAUCAGGUAUAAUGAUAUAUUUUCAUUCUGUAAUUAUUUUGUAUCUAAGCAAGGUAAAUGUAUUAAAAUUGUUUUACGAGCUAUAACCAAGGACAAUUGAUUUGCAGGUUUUCCUGAGGCAUAAUUGUCACCAGCAAAACUAGCUAAGAGUAACUGGAUCAAAUGCUAUGCAAGACCUUUUUAUAACCAAAGAAUUAAUUAAAGAGAA
Molecule: messenger RNA, 1377 nt
Organism: Suncus etruscus (white-toothed pygmy shrew)
Lineage: Eukaryota; Metazoa; Chordata; Mammalia; Eulipotyphla; Soricidae
Gene: EMB
Product: embigin
Exons: 9
Coding region: 25-1014 (329 amino acids)
Biological process (GO): homophilic cell-cell adhesion; dendrite self-avoidance; axon guidance
Cellular component (GO): axon; plasma membrane
Molecular function (GO): cell-cell adhesion mediator activity
Source: RefSeq, a predicted model, not a curated record